GGGGGUAAAGUGCUCAUCAGUGUGCUGGGAUCUAGUCCACACACGAGCUUCAAGCCUCCCAUUUCUCUCUCAUGCUCCCUCUGUGUGCUCUGUCACUCCUGUGUAAUCUCUGCUACAUCUUUUGUUCUUUCAUCCUUGCUUUUCUCCUUUUACCUCCUUGCCCCAGCACAUUAGUCACUACUUUUUACCCUCUUCCUCUGCUUUCUCUCUGCAAUGUUUUCUCUCUGAGUUACCCAACAGUGACUUGCCCUCAACAUGGAUAUUGGAGGCCUGACCACAGUAGUAGCCAAUUCUGCUUACAUUAACGCUCGUGGGAGCAUCGAUGGCUCCUCUGCAGCAACGCGGGACAAGAAGUUUUUCUCUCGCCUCAAGCUGCCCCAUAUCACUGUGUGUGAGAACUUGAGGGAUACCCUAGAUUUGGCCUUUGACACACUUGUGGAAGAGCCUAUUGGUAAGCGCCUCUUCAGGGAAUUCUUGGAUGCCAACCAGGAGUAUCAUGGUGCUUGCAAGCUGUGGAAGGACAUUGAGAGCUAUGACCUGGCGGAGGACUCUGAGAGGGCAAAGAAAGCCUCAAAGAUUGUCCAGCGCUACAUGGACCCUGCUGCCAAGCACUACUGCCCCUUCCUGUCUGAGGAUAUCAUGAAUAAGGUGAAGGAAGGCCAGGAAGCUGCUGACGAUGGACUGUUUGCCGAUGCACUGGCCUCAGUUUUGGAAUACCUCCGGGUGGCCCCCUACACUUUCUUCAUGGAGAGCAUGUUCCUGAAGAGGUUCCUGCAGUGGAAGUGGCUUGAGCAGCAGCCCAUGGACGCAGACUGGUUCUUAGAUUUCCGUGUGUUGGGGAAAGGUGGGUUCGGUGAGGUGUCUGCCUGUCAAAUGAAAGCCACAGGAAAGCUAUAUGCCUGUAAGAAACUCAACAAGAAGAGGCUGAAGAAGAGGAAAGGCUAUGAGGGUGCAAUGGUGGAGAAGAGGAUUCUCGCCAGGGUUCACAGUCGCUUCAUUGUAUCGUUGGCGUACGCCUUCCAGACCAAGGAGGAACUGUGUCUGGUGAUGACCAUCAUGAAUGGAGGAGAUCUCAAAUACCACAUCUACCUGGUGGAUGAGAACAACCCCGGGUUCGAUGAAGCGAGAGCCUGUUUCUACAGCGCUCAGAUCAUCCAGGGCUUGGAGCACCUCCACCAGAAAAGAAUCAUCUACAGAGAUCUCAAACCGGAAAACGUGCUCUUAGAUAAUGACGGGAAUGUGCGUAUCUCGGACCUGGGUCUUGCCGUAGAGUUAAAGGAAGGCAAAACACAGACCAAAGGCUAUGCUGGAACACCAGGAUACAUGCCACCAGAGAUGCUGAAAGGGGAGAAGUAUGACACCUGCGUGGACUACUUUACCUUGGGGGUGACACUGUAUGAGUUCAUGGCUGCUAAGAACCCCUUCAGGGAGCGGGGGGAGAAGGUUGAACGUGAGGAGAUGAAGGAACGGAUCAUGAAUCGGGAAGUGGAUUAUCCAGAGAACUUCAGCGAACAUGCAAAGACCCUCUGCGGCGGCCUUCUAGCCAAAGAUGCCGCUCAGAGGAUGGGCUUCAAGAAUGGGACCUGCGAUGAGAUCAGAGCGCACCCUUUCUUCAGUGGCAUCAACUGGAGGAAACUGAACGCAGGUAUUUUACCUCCUCCCUUUGUUCCUGACCCGAAAAGGGUGUAUGCUAAAAGUCUGGAUGACGUCGGGGCGUUCUCCUCGGUGAAGGGGGUGAACUUGGAGGAUCCCGACAAGACCUUCUUUGAUGAGUUCUCCUCUGGCAACAUCACCAUCCCCUGGCAGGAAGAGAUGAUCGAGACGGGCGUCUACGCGGAGCUCAACGUGUGGGGUCCUGAUGGCAGCCUCCCUAAUGACCUUCGGAGGGAAUCCAUACUAGAGCAGCCAGCCAAGUCGUCAACCUGCUGCGUGUCAUAGAGUCAUUGUCACUGAGAGCCCUCUGAAAUAUACAAAGCAUAGCCCUCUACAGUUUACGGACAGACUCUCAGGUCUUUAGAGGACACAGGAUGGACGAUUACAACCCUCAGGACAGACAGAAAUCUCCUUUGAACUUUUUAAUAAUAGAAUUUCAGCAACUUGGAACCGAAGACAUGCUUUCUUUCAGCAGUGGCCACAGGAAAUGACAAGAACAAGACGACAAAUGCCAUGGAGGUAGAUCUCCAACAUGGAAAGGACUUAAGAGAUUAGGUUCAAGUGAUGAAAAAUGAAAAUUCUUUACAUGUGAAUUCAUUGAUCAUUGCGCGCUCUCUCUCUUGUCUUCACACAUGAUCUUUAUUGGCAUGAAACACAACAAUAUUUGCUGCCAAAGUAAAAUAAGAGAAUCAAUAAGGUGUAAUAAUAACAACUAUUUGUAAUAUAUGUAGUUUAACAAUUAUUAGGCCAUCAAUAGGACCGGACAUUAGUGGUAAUGUAAAUGUAUGGAAUCAUUGCUGUGUCCUCUGUUCUUAGAGGAUCAUUAGUUGUUGUCGUCUCUGCUGGUGACAGGAUAUUACAUAUCUAGCACUCAGUUUCCUCUCCAAAUAAUAAUUGGAGUUGCAUGUUAGUGGAAAGAUUUUCAAGGUUACGUAUGUUAUGAAAUUGUGCGGAAGUUAACUUCUCUAAUAAUUUUGUAACAUGCAGUGGAGAAAUAAGUGCAGCUCUCUCUCCACCUCUGCAGAGUGAGCACAGCCAGGUCGGCCUGCGUCGGCCAGGCUGUGCGCAGUGAGACUCUGUUUUGUUAAUGACUUUCUCAGUUUAGGAUCAGUCUUCUCUCCAGUGCAACUGAUCAUUUUCUUUUUUGUUUGGUCAGGCCAGACUAACUGAGGGCUGCCCUGAGGCAGUGCAGCUGGCAGAGGGAAACCUCACUGCUCUUGGCAUUGAAGGGCUUUGUGAUGGUGUAACUUGGUCUUUGGGUGAUACAGAAUGUGAUGUCUCAUUUUAAAUAUCUAAUAUUAGUGGAUAUUGGCAUAAUUCAACCCUGCAUAAAUAAUUAGUAGUAGCUCCUUUUACUUAAUGAAUUGAUGUACACAAUUCUGCAUGUCAGAUCUCAAUUUAUAAAAACAGCUUUUAUACAUGGUCCCCAAGGUUUACUACAGCAGAAUGCAAAGAAUAUCCUUCUGGCUUUCUCUCUCUCAAUUUCUCUCACUUUUUCACUGUCCAUCUUGCUUGAUCUCUCUCUUUGUGUGUGUGUGUGUGUGUGUGUGUGUGUGUGUGUGUGUGUGUGUUUGUGUGUAGGAAUGUCUACUUAUGGUUAUGCUUUUAGACUCAAAAUUCAACAUGUGUAUUUUAAUCAGGUUUUUAGUUAUGUGGUAAUUUGGUGCUGAGUGACCAACAUGUAAUUUAAUGUAUUUAUUCCCCACACCUCAUGUCUGCUGUUUUGUAGUGUAUGCAAUUUAAUGGAAACUACUUUUCUUUAAAGUGAGUUUAAUCAUUAGUCAUGUAUAUAUGUAGCUAAAUCAUACACUGUUGUCAAUAUAUGUACCAUAAACCAAUAACUCCUGGAUACAGUUACCAAAAGCUAAGAGAUCCAAAACUGCACAGUUUCAUUCUUCAUUUUUCAUUCAAGAAAAUAUUUUCUUAAGUGUUUAUUUUACGGUUUGUAAUCUACUCUUUGAGAGUAGCUUUGAUAAAGCUAAAUGUAGGUUAGCUGAUACAAGACAAACGUGAGAGUAGGAGAAAUGUUUUCCACAGUUUUAAAGCAAAGCAAUUUAUUU
Messenger RNA from Myripristis murdjan (pinecone soldierfish), 3713 nucleotides. Its product is annotated as rhodopsin kinase-like. Gene Ontology annotation, cellular component: cytoplasm. Gene Ontology annotation, molecular function: rhodopsin kinase activity; ATP binding. The record is from RefSeq and is a predicted model, not a curated record. Gene Ontology annotation, biological process: signal transduction; regulation of signal transduction; protein phosphorylation. Lineage: Eukaryota; Metazoa; Chordata; Actinopteri; Holocentriformes; Holocentridae. The coding region runs from base 256 to 1938 and encodes 560 amino acids. The transcript is spliced from 7 exons.